Messenger RNA from Oreochromis aureus, 13011 nucleotides. RefSeq names its product protein unc-80 homolog. Gene Ontology annotation, biological process: monoatomic cation homeostasis. Lineage: Eukaryota; Metazoa; Chordata; Actinopteri; Cichliformes; Cichlidae. The coding region runs from base 85 to 10485 and encodes 3466 amino acids. Gene Ontology annotation, molecular function: monoatomic cation channel activity. The record is from RefSeq and is a predicted model, not a curated record. The transcript has 66 exons. Gene Ontology annotation, cellular component: cation channel complex; axon.
GCUCGCUGGUCACCUGGGCAGAGCCAGCAGCCGCGCGUCCCGGUGAUCGCACACAGGCAGGCGGCCACGCAGGGUUCGGCCAAAAUGGUGAAGAGGAAAAGCCUGGAUGAAAACGAACCGGAGUGCGGGAAGGGAAUACCGUUCCCGAUCCAGACCUUCCUGUGGAGGCAGACCAGUGCUUUUCUGCGGCCAAAGUUGGGAAAACAGUAUGAGGCAUCCUGUGUGUCCUUUGAGCGAGUGCUGGUGGAGAACAAGCUCCACGGGCUGUCGCCGGCCCUGUCAGAGGCCAUCCAGAGCAUCUCCCGCUGGGAGCUCGUCCAGGCGGCGCUGCCUCACGUACUCCACUGCACCUCCAUCCUGCUGUCUAACAGGAACAAGCUUGGUCACCAGGACAAGUUGGGUGUGGCGGAGACCAAGCUGCUCCACACCCUGCACUGGAUGCUGCUGGAGGCCCCACAGGAGUGCAACCACGAGCCCAGCCUGAGCCACGGCUGGUCCAGGGGCAGCAGCAGUAGCGCCUUCCUCCAGCCUGUGGGGAACCAGGGUUCCUCCCCGGGAGCUCCUAGCUCCUGCUCUGGCUCGGGCCUGGGCGGGUUAGGACAACAGCACAGCGGCUCCCUGCUGGAGGAGGAUGAGCAUACUCGCACCAAGCUAUUCCAAAAGAGCAUGGCAACAGUAGAGUUGUUUGUGUUCCUGUUUGCACCGCUUGUUCAUCGGAUAAAGGAGUCAGACCUGACCUUCAGACUGGCUAGUGGUCUGGUAAUAUGGCAGCCAAUGUGGGAGCACCGCCUGCCUGACAUCCCUGCCUUUACUGCCCUCAUCAAACCUGUCAGAAACAUUGUUACAGCAAAGAGGAACUCCCCAGUCAACAACCAGUGCAGCCCCUGUGGAUCAGGCAACCCGGGUCCCAUGGGCUUCCAGGUGGUUUGCGAAGCCACCCAAUCAGAUUCCUCCUCCCCCUCAGCCGGGGAGCAGAGCUGUCGUCGUGGUAACUCAGUGGAGAAAGGUGGCCCUUCCCAACAGCAACCCCCACUGGUCAAAGGCCCUUCCAAGAAAAAAACAUCAGCUCCUGCCGGCCUGCCAGCAUCGUUAGCCCAGCGGGCGCGUUACGCCACUUACUUUGACGUGGCCGUGCUGCGCUGUCUGCUGCAGCCACACUGGACAGAGGAGGGCGUGCACUGGGCCUUGAUGUACUAUCUGCAGCGCCUCAGGCAGAUCCUGGAGGAGAGGCCUGAACGCCCCCCAGAGCCCUUGGUUGCACCUCUGCCACGGCCACGCAGCAGCUCCAUGGUGGCUGCAACACCCUCACUGGUCAACACCCACAAGACUCAGGAUAUGAGCUUAAAAUGCAAUGAAGAGGGGAAAUCUCUGAGCACAGAGACCUUUGCAAAGGUUUCUCUGACUAACCUUCGUCGGCAGGCUGUCCCUGAUUUGUCUUCCGACCUGGGCAUGAACAUCUUCAAGAAGUUUAAGAACCGCCGCGAGGAUCGCGAGAGAAAGGGCUCCAUCCCCUUCCAUCACACGGGGAAGAAGCGCCAGCGUCGGAUGGGGGUUCCCUUCCUGCUGCACGACGACCACCUGGACGUCUCUCCCACCCGCAGCACCUUCUCCUUCGGAAGCUUCUCUGGCCUGGGUGACGACAGGCGGACCCUGGACCGCGGAGGCUGGCAGGCCACCAUCAUGGGCAAAUUCACACGGCGGGGCAGCACAGACACAGCUGCAGAUGCAGACAGCCUGAGCGCCAAACACUCUCAUUCCCACCACUCGCUGCUCAGGGACAUGCCCGACCACUCUAACAGCCACAGUGACAACACCGUCAAGGAGGUUCGAUCUCAGAUCUCCACCAUCACCAUGGCGGCGUUCAACACAACAGUUGCAUCCUUUAACGUGGGCUACGCAGACUUCUUCACCGAGCACAUGAAGAAACUCUGCAACCCCGUGGCUGUGCCUGAAAUCCCAGUGGAGCCGCUGGCAUGCGCCAACCUGCCGCGCAGCCUCACCGACUCCUGCAUCAACUACUCCUGUCUGGAGGAAGGCGAGAACAUCGAGGGCACCAAUAACUUUGUGCUGAAAAACGGCAUGUUGGACCUCACAGCUAUCCUGAGGGCUCUUUACUCCAUUCUCAGCCACGAUAUCAGUUCCAGGAUCUGCGACGUGGCUCUCAACAUCAUCGACUGCCUGCUGCAGCUGGGCGUGGUGCCCGGCAUGGGCAAGAAGUUGUCCAAGCCAGAUAACAAGGAGAACCAAGAGGCUCGUGCCAAAGAUGCGGCUGCUCAGGGCCUCGGAGGAGUCGCCCAGGGAGGCGGGCCGAUUGCGGGGGCUGGAGGAGGUGGAGGAGGGGGUGGAGGAGGAGGAGGGGGAGGGGGAAGUGGUGGAGGGAGCGGGCAGGGAAGCAAGGAUGAUGUGAAAAAUAAUAAGGAUGACGAUAAAAAGGAAGAAGCUGGUGGCCUCAGCCCCCACCGCCUGGCUUUGACAAUGCUCAUAAAGAUAGUCAAGUCUCUGGGCUGUGCUUACGGCUGUGGUGAGGGCCACCGAGGACUAUCAGGAGAUCGCCUGAGGAUGCAGGCCCAGAACUGCCUCACCAACCUGUAUAAGCUGGACAAGCUACAGUUUCGCUUGACUAUGCGCGAGUACGUCAACAAAGACUCCCUCAAUAACAUAGUCGACUUCCUGCAUGCACUGCUGGGCUUCUGCAUGGAGCCCAUCACUGACAAGUACGGCAGUGCAGGUGAGAGGUCCAGGAGGGCGAAAAAAAGAAACAUCGUGCUGUCAGCAAUGACUAAACCACCUGCUGUGUCAUCCAUGGUCUCUCCUGCCUCCCUGCUGCUUCCAGACAAGGCGGGCUUCGGAAACAACUUCACCACAGGAGACAACAAAUCUGUGGCCCAGAAUAUGGAGGCCGUGGUGGUGGGCUGCAUGUUCAAGUCCCUCAUCACCCGCUGCGCCUCAACCACACAUGAGCUGCACAGCCCCGAGAACCUGGGUCUGUACUGUGACAUCCGCCAGCUGGUCCAGUUCAUUAAAGAGGCCCACGGAAACGUGUUCCGCAGGGUGGCACUGAGCGCGCUCCUGGACAGCGCAGAGAAAGUCACCACCACCAAGAAACCCGAUGAGAAGGAGGAGACCAAACAGCCCGGUCCCAGGAGGUCAGAGGCGGGUGUGUCCGGGGAGAAGGGUCAGGUGUCCAGUACUGCAGACGAGUGUCGCAGCUACAUCUCCAGUAGACCCCCCCAGACACCCGAACAUGAAGAACAGAUCCCGGGUGCUCUGCUGGGCAGGAAGGAUUUUUGGAGGAAGAUGUUCAAGUCGCAGAGCGCCGCCAGUGACACCAGCAGCCAGUCGGAGCAAGACACCUCAGAGUGCACCACCGCACACUCUGGCACCACCACUGACCGCCGCUCGCGAUCCAGAUCCCGUCGCAUUUCGCUUCGCAAGAAGUUGAAGCUGCCUAUCGGGAACUGGCUGAAGCGCUCCUCUCUCUCUGGACUGACUGACGGCGUCGAGGACUUGCUGGAUAUCAGCUCGGUGGAUCGACUCUCCUUCAUACGUCAGAGUUCAAAGGUGAAGUUCACUAGUGCAGUGAAGCUGUCUGAAGGUGGCGCUGUAGGGCCGGAGUACGGCAGGGACGAGGAGGAGAAUUUCUUCAAGCGGCUCGGUAAAUGGAGGUCUGGCAGGAGGAAUCCAUCCAAGCUUCACCACACAGAAGAGAAAGAUGGACCUCACGGUUUCCAGGAGCGUCUUGCAGCCAGUCAGGAGGCCAUGAAGAACAAGAAUGUAGUGAAUCUGGGCGCCAUCCGUCAGGGUAUGAAACGCUUCCAGUUUCUCCUGAACUGCUGCGAGCCGGGAACCAUACCAGAUGCCUCCAUCCUCGCCGCUGCUCUGGACCUCGAAGCCCCAGUUGUGGCCAGGGCCUCCCUUUUCCUCGAAUGUGCCAGAUUUGUCCACCGCUGUAAUCGUGGCAACUGGCCCGAAUGGAUGAAGGGCCACCACGUAAACAUCACCAAGAGAGGGCUGUCCAGGGGCCGAUCGCCUAUUGUGGGCAAUAAAAGAAACCAGAAGCUCCAGUGGAACGCUGCCAAGCAUUUCUGCCAGUGGGGAGACGCGAUUGGCACGAGGCUCAGCGAACUCUGCCACUCAGACAGUGAGAGCCCCGCCAACAUCCUGGGUUAUAUUUACGAUGAAGAGACCAAACGCAGGAUGAGGAAAGAAGACGAGGAAGAAGACUAUUUAGAUGACAACACGGUCAAUCCUACAAAAUGCGGCUGCCCCUUCGCACUGAAGAUGGCCGCUUGCCAGUUGUUGUUGGAGAUCACCACUUUCCUGCGAGAGACCUUCCCCUGCUUACCACGACCACGCACCGAACCGCUUGUGGAUCUGGACAGCUGCCGCCUGCGUCUGGACCCAGAGCUCGGCCGCCAUCGCUACGAGAGGAAGAUCAGCUUUGCAGGCAUCCUCGACGACGAAGACGGGCACGAUUCCCUCAACAGCAGCAGCCACACUCUGAAGUCUGACACCACCUGCGAUGAUAAGAAGACCCAGGAGGCUCAGGCACCAGUGCGGAAGAUUCGUAUUGGAGGCUCGCGCCUGCUUCAGAUCAAAGGAGCUCGCAGUUUUCGUGUGAAGAAGGUCGGCUCGCUGUCUUCGAUACGCAGAGCAGGGAGUCUGAAGAGCACCAAGCUGUCUCGGCAGGACUCUGAGUCUGAGAACGAAGAAGGCCUGCUGUCACAAACGCAGAGCAGAGACACAGUUACUGACAUCGGCAGUCCCUUCAGCACCAGUGAACCCAGCAUCGAGCCAGAAGGUCAGAGCUCGGGAGGAACGGAGGACAACUACCACCGCAACAUGUCCUGGCUUCACAUUAUGAUCCUGCUGUGCAACCAGCAGAGUUUCAUCUGUACCCACAUAGACUUCUGCCACCCACGCUGCUACCAGCACCACAGCCGCUCCUGUGCCCGUCUGGUCCGCGCCAUCAAGCUCGUGUACGGGGAGACGGUGGACAGCCUGAGAGAGGACAGCACCUCCUCUGGUAACAUCGGAGGACGUGUGAAGAAAAACAAAGAGUGUUCAGACAAGUCUUGUCUGAGGACCCCGUCCAUGAAGAGAAGACCCACUGACUCCAACACAGAAGGGAAGAAGGAUACAGGCAUGCUCAAGUACAUCCGCAAUCAGGUGAUGAGUUUGUCACCAGCUCCUCUGUCACUGCUGAUCAAAGCAGCUCCUAUCCUGACUGACGACAUGUACGGAGACAUCCAGCCCGCAGCCUGGGAACUCCUACUCAGUGUGGAUGAACAUAUGGCAGCCGCUGCUGCUGCCUUGUUCCUCCUGUGCGCCGUAAAGGUCCCUGAUGCAGUGACCGAAAUGAUGAUGGCAGAGUUCCAGCACCCUGAGGCCUGCCAGCGCAUUAACUCCAUCCUGAAGUUUUACACUCUGUGGCGUUUUCGCUACCAAGUGUGGCCUCGCAUGGAGGAAGGAGCCCAGCAGAUCUUUAAGAUCCCUCCACCCAGCAUUAACUUCACUCUCCCUUCUCCAAUACUGGGCAUGCCCUGUGUCCCCAUAUUUGACCCUCCCUGGGUGCCCCAGAACACUGGCAGCGUCCAGGAUCCAAUCAACGAAGACCAGUCUAAAUCCUUCUCUGCGCGGGCGGUGUCGCGCUCCCACCAGCGAGCCGAGCACAUCCUCAAGAACCUGCAGCAGGAGGAGGAGAAGCGGCGUCUCGGCCGCGAGGCCAGCAUCAUCACAGCCAUCCCUGUGGCUCAGGAGGCCUGCUACGAACCCACAUGCAGCCCUCCACCCGAGCAAGAGGAGGAAGAAGAAGUGGUGAACCUGGCAUCACGACGUCUGUCCGUCAGCCCAUCCUGUGCCUCCAGCAACUCCCACAGGAACUACUCUUUCCGCCGGGGCUCUGUAUGGUCUGUCCGCUCGCUGGCCAGUGCUGAAGAUGAAGAAAACACAACAGAACACACACCCACUCACCACAUGCUACAGCCGCCUCAAGCUGUCUUCCCAGCGUGCAUCUGUGCUGCCGUCCUACCAAUAGUGCACCUCAUGGAAGACGGCGAAGUUCGAGAGGAUGGCGUGGCUGUGAGUGCUGUUGCCCAGCAAAUCCUCUGGAACUGCCUCAUUGAAGAUCCAGCUCUCGUUCUCCGCCACUUCCUGGAAAAGCUGACAGUGAGCAACAGACAGGACGAGCUGAUGUACAUGCUUAGGAAGCUCCUGCUCAACAUUGGAGAUCUGCCAGCCCAGACCUCUCACAUCCUUUUUAACUACCUGGUGGGCCUGAUCAUGUAUUUUGUGCGGACUCCCUGUGAAUGGGGCAUGGACGCCAUCUCGGCCACGCUGACCUUCCUGUGGGAGGUGGUCGGCUACGUGGAGGGGCUCUUCUUUAAAGACCUGAAGCAGACCAUGAAGAAAGAGCAGUGUGAGGUCAAACUGCUGGUCACAGCAUCGAUGCCAGGAACCAAAACGCUGGUGGUGCACGGGCAGAAUGAAUGUGACAUCCCAACCCAGCUACCAGUCCAUGAAGACACUCAGUUUGAAGCCCUGCUAAAGGAGUGUCUGGAAUUUUUCAACAUUCCCGAGGCCAGAUCAGCACACUACUUCCUCAUGGAUAAACGAUGGAACCUCAUCCAUUAUUCAAAGACAUAUGUUAGAGACAUCUACCCGUUCCGGAGGUCAGUCUCUCCUCAGCUCAACCUGGUCCACAUGUUGCCUGAGAAAGGACAGGAGCUCAUCCAGAAACAGGUGUUUUCCCGUAAACUAGAAGAAGUCGGUCGAGUCCUCUUUCUCAUCUCCCUCACACAACACAUGCCAGCUGUGCACAAGCAGUCCCACGUCUCCCUGCUGCAGGAGGACCUGCUUCGCCUGCCCUCCUUCCCCCGCACUGCCAUCGAUGCAGAGUUCUCCCUCUUUAAUGAGCCUCAAGGUAAAGAGCUGUUUGGCUUGGACACUCUCCACAAGGUGCUGUGGAUCAAACUGCUGGAGGAAAUGUUUCUGGGCAUGCCCAGUGAGUACCCAUGGGGCGAUGAGAUGAUGCUGUUCCUUAACGUCUUCAAUGGGGCCCUGCUGCUGCACCCCGAGGACAGCUCCCUGCUGAGGCAGUACACGGCGACCGCCAUCAACACCGCCGUUCACUUCAACCAUCUGUUCUCCCUGAGUGGGUACCAGUGGAUGCUGCCAACCAUGCUGCAGGUCUAUGCAGACUACGAGAGCAACCCUCUUCUGAGGCAGGGCAUUGAGUUUUGCUGCCGGCAGUUUUACAUCCUCCAUCGAAAACCCUUUAUCCUGCAGCUGUUUGCCAGCGUUGCUCCGCUGCUCGAGUUCACAACCAGCACCAGUACCGGUCUUUCUAAAGGAGUUUCGGCCCAGUGUCUGUUCGACCUGCUGGUCUCUCUAGAAGGUGAAACUCAGGAUGCCCUGGAUGCUCUGGAGCUGGUCAAAGCUGAGAAGCCUCUACGCUCUCUGGAUUUCUGUUAUGGUAAUGAGGACUUGACCUUUUCUAUCAGCGAGGCCAUCAAGCUGUGCGUCACUGUGGUUGCAUAUGCCCCCGAAUCCUUCAGGAGUCUCCAGAUGCUGAUGGUGCUGGAGGCCUUGGUUCCCUGCUACCUCCAGAAACUGAAGAGCAACACAGUUACGAUGGAGUCUGCUUCGGCUGCCAGAGAUGAGAUUGCGGCCAUCGCUGCCCUAGCUACGUCUCUGCAGGCCCUCCUCUACAGCUCUGAAGCCCUCACAAGGCCCAUGACGGCUCCCCAGAUGUCUCGCUGUGAUCAGGGCCACAAGGGUGGCACUACAGCUAACCACGCCAUGUCCGGAGGGGUCAACACCAGGGACAAUCUUCACCUGCUGGAGGAGGGCCAGGGCAUGCCAAGGGAGGAGCUGGAUGAGCGCAUCGCCAGGGAGGAGUUCCGCCGGCCACGGGAGUCCCUGUUGAACAUCUGCACCGAGUUUUACAAACACUGCGGGCCACGGCUCAAAAUCCUGCAGAACGUUGCAGGCGAGCCGCGGGUCACAGCUCUGGAGCUACUGGACAUCAAGUCCCACAUGAGGCUGGCGGAGAUCGCCCACGCCCUGCUGAAGCUGGCGCCCUACGACACCCUGACCAUGGAGAGCCGAGGGCUGCGGCGUUACAUCAUGGAGAUGCUGCCCAUCACCGACUGGUCGUCCGAGGCCGUCCGGCCUGCCCUCAUCCUCAUCCUCAAGAGGCUGGACCGCAUGUUCAACAAGAUCCACAAGAUGCCCACGCUCAGGAGACAGGUGGAGUGGGAGGCGGCCAGCAGCCUGAUCGAGGGGAUCUGCCUGACUUUGCAGCGACAGCCAAUCAUCUCGUUCCUGCCUCACCUGCGCUCGCUUAUCAACGUCUGCGUCAACCUGGUGAUGGGUGUGGUCGGCCCCUCCAGUGUGGCGGACGGGCUGCCACUCCUCCACCUCAGCCCCUACCUGUCUCCUCCUCUGCCCUUCAGCACCGCCGUGGUCCGACUGGUUGCUCUGCAGAUUCAGGCCUUGAAGGAAGACUUCCCCCUCAGUCACGUGAUCUCACCUUUCACCAAUCAGGAAAGGCGGGAGGGGAUGCUGCUCAACCUGCUCAUUCCCUUCGUAUUAACUGUAGGCUCCGGGAGCAAAGACAGCCCCCACCUGGAGCAGCCGGAGGUCUUCCUGCUCCUACAGACAGUCAUCAACAUCCUGCUUCCCCCUCGGAUCAUCUCCACAUCCCGCACCAAGAACUUCAUGCUCGACGCCUCUCCGGCUCACUGCUCCACGCCGGGCGACCCUGGGAAAGAUCUGCGUAGGGAGGGAUUAGCAGAGUCCACGAGCCAGGCUGCUUAUUUAGCUCUGAAGGUGGUGCUGGUUUGCUUCGAGCGCUCGCUGGGGAACCAGUGGUAUCGGCUGAGCCUGCAGGUGAAGGAGAUGGCUCUGAGGAAGGUGGGCGGCUUGGCCUUCUGGGACUUCAUCGACUUUAUCGUCCGAACCCGGAUCCCCAUUUUUGUCCUGCUCAGACCCUUUAUACAGUGCAAGUUGCUGACCCAGCCGGCCGAUUCCCAGGAAGAGAUCACAGCGCGCCACCACAUCGCUGAUCAGCUGGAGCGGCGCUUCAUCCCACGACCUCUCUGCAAGAGCUCACUGUUUGCAGAGUUCAACAAUGAGCUCAAGAUCCUCAAAGAGGCUGUGCACAGCGGCUCGGCAUAUCAGGGCAAGACAUCCAUCAGCACGGUGGGCACCUCCACGUCAGCCUACCGCCUCAGUUUGGCCACAAUGUCACGGUCCAACACAGGCACCGGAACAGUUUGGGAGCAGGACAGCCAACCGUCACGGCAGCCCUCACAGGACACGCUCAGCCGUACCGACGAGGACGACGAAGAGAUUGACUCCAUGAGCAUUCCCAGCGUGGUGAGCGAGCAUGAAGCCUUCAUGCCCAGGGUGAUGUCACAGCGCCGUUUCUCCAGCCACGCCACUGGCUCGGCGGCCUCUCAGCCCGAGGCCCCCCGCACCAUAAUGUUGCCCAGCCACAGUGAACCCAAUGUGCUAGAUGAGUCCCAGGGCCUUCUGCAGGAGGGUAACCUCUCUAGGGUGGCCAGUGUGCAGAGCGAACCAGGUCAGCAGAACCUCCUGAUCCAGCCUCCGUUGGGAAGAAAGCGAGGACUCAGACAGAUGCGACGCCCCCUGCUGUCCAUUCCAAAGACCGAACCGCGCGGUCGAUCUGGAGCAAGGCUUUCUACAACGCGCAGGAGCAUUCAGCCCAAGAACAAACCACUGGAAACUUUAUUGGACUGUGAAGCGCAUGGAGACCAAAAGAGGUCAGUCACCUUUACAGAGAAUCAAGGCCAGCAGGCGUCCACGGGGGCAAGCAAGCCUCCAACUCCCAGCACUGUGGACCCACCGGGUGAAGGCAGAGGGACGAGUCCUGCCCCAUCAAAGUCCCCAACCCUGGAAGUGCCCCCCACCUCUUCAGCCAUGAUCACGGCUGACCUGCACGGACCUACAAAUGCACAGGUCCCUCAAGCAUUAAGCAGCAAGGAGAAGAGAGAGCAGUGGGGGCUCCGCAGCAGCCUCUCCCCUCCCCCAUCCAUCUCCCGGCCUUCCACUCCAACACCCCCAUCCCGAACCUGCUCCCCUCUCCCCCUCUCCAGAACCUGCUCCCCUCUCCCUUUGUCCCGCUCCUCCUCUCCUCUCCCACCGCCACUCCCGGUGCUGAGCACAUCACCCGCCCCGGGUCCACCGCCGCCACCUCCAUUACCACCAACUCAUCUUGCUGCUGCUCCUCCUCCUCCACCACCACCGGGGCCUUCCAGGAUCAGAGAGAGCCCCGGGGACGAGGACACAACCGCCCUGCUGCCGCGCAGCGACACCUUGCUGCAGCUCAGCGAGGACGACGGCACUGAGAACCCGCUUCUCACCCCGCUGCUGUCCCCUCCUUCCCCCCGCCGGUCACCUCGCCGCUCUCCCCUCCCCCUCUCACCCGUCGACCUGGACCUGGAUGAGUCUCACGUGUGAGAGAGGUGACGGAUGGAUGUUUUUUCUAUCCAGAUGCUCUAUAAAACACAAAAAGUAAAGUUUUAGGUUUUACUGAAAGUCUUAAACAGUUUGAAAGGACAGGAAUGUUUUGACUUUAUGUAUCCUAAAUGAAGAAAACUCCUUCCUCUGUCUGAAAUAUGACAAAUCAGAGUCACUCUCUUAUCUUCUCUGUCCUCAGUCUGAGGGCUGAAUGUAUGUUACAGCAGCAAUCGACAUAACGUCUCAUCUUUGGUCCUCACCAAGAGCAGAAAUGUAUUUUCAGCAAUGAUAUCAAACACCUAUUUAAGAUAAGAGAAAGGAUUAUUUAACUCAGUAAUGACCAUUCAAAAUAGAAAAUAUGUCUAUAUUGAAAAAGGAGAUGAUAUAACAUGUGAUGUGGUGCAGAUUUGUAUGAACGUUAUAAAGAGCCAUUCUAAAGAUAAAGUGAGUGACUUAUCUUAGCACUUUUAUUUGAAAUGGAGUAAAGGGAAUAAAUAUAUAAUACAGCAUAUGUAUUUUAAUCACAUAGAAGUGGAGUAUGACAUGUUGUAAUCCAGAAGUCUAUGAGAUUUUAUAUUUUAGAAAGAGAUGUUUUUUCUGUCAUUUGCACUGCAAAAUGUUCAUAAAGUCGAAUACACGUGUUUCCAGCUAAAACUCCAUCAUAUCCAGUGCUUUGUUAAGUGAUGCUGUUUGUAAAGUAAACGUCUUGGUGUGGAUAAAGACUUUUCCAUCAACUCUGCUGAAAAAUAAAAGUUUAGGAUAAAUUAGAGAUGCUCAACAGGAUAACCAAAACAAAUUCACCACAAUUUUGACUUUUUGUUUUUUUAGCGUGGAUGCAAUCCGAAAGGCUAACACUAAACUGGAAACACAGUCACAUGACUUCUUCAUGUGAUAAGAUGUUGUGCCGGCCAAUCGUGCUCCCUGUAUUACAGCAGUCUCACAGCAGCUUGUGAAGUAGUUGCGACAUUUGUGUUCAUGUAUAUGCACCUCGUAUUUUCCAUGUUUAAAAGGGAAAAAAAAGUCUACAGUUGCACAGAUUGACAGUUACAUGGAUGUGAGAGAUUGCAGGGGUUGCAAUGGUAGCAGGGAUAUGAGGGAUUGUAGGAAUUGUGAGUGUUGCAGAGAUGGGAGGGAUUGCAAGGGUUGUAACGGUUGCAGGAAUAGGAGAGACUGCAGGAAUGUGUAAAAAAUUCAUUUUUGGCGUAUUUACUGACGCAUCCCACCAACCCCAACGAUGGCGCGGACCAUAGUGUGCACCAUAAUUGGAGAGAAAAUCAUGGUGACCAAUUAGCGAAUUUCAAGAACUCCGUAUGGUAGCCCCUCCCACAGCCUCUGUCAUCCGAGGCUUCAUCUUCAGGGCCUGGCUGUGGAAACACAGCAAAAAAACAACCAAUUCCCCAAAUACAUUCCCCAAAUGUAGAGACACUACAUUUGAAUUUGUUUUAUCUGUUUGUUAGUUUUAGGAAGAAGGCAGUAGAUUGCGGCUUCACCGGUAGAUAAAUAAACCAACACCGGUUGUGCUAUCACCAUCAUCAUGCAGUCAUAAUGUCCUACCAAUGUCUCAUUGAGUUCAGCUCUAACUCUACAGUGUAUGUUGUGCACAAUAUUUUAUUUGUGACCAAAGACUGUAUCUUUACAUAGCAGUUAUAUAUAUAUAAGAAAAAGGCAUAUAAUAUUUACAGAGACACUUGUCCUGGUAUUGGUCAUGCUGUUCUGUUUGUGUCUGUGAUGUCUUCUAUUCAGAGCAGUGGGGACGGGAAGUCUCUUCUCUUUAUUGCAACUGUGACGAUGCAGUAGAUAGACGUUACCUCGUUACUCAUUUCAUGCCUUAACAGAGACGUCUGCAUACAUCGGUUUAUUUAGUCCACUGAGAACCUCAUACCUCCAGGAGUAUCCACUGAAACAGUCCCACAGUAACGUCCGGUUGUUUUCUGUCUGCCGUGUUCGUGACACUCAGCUGCUUGCUGUGGCCUCCACACUCAAACCUCUCUGUGUGCUGUCAGGCUACAGAAGACAAAACGUGCCAUAACUCACACCAGUGCACUGUGAGUGUUUUAUUGUUGGCUGCUUCUGUCUUUCUUUUGUCUGUUUGUGUCAUGAUUUGUGAAAAAUUAUGUAAUCAUUUUGGUUAGUUAUGCAGAGGAUGCUUUUCUUAAAGGGGGUUAUCGUUGUGUCUCUAAAUCCACGCACCUCUGCAAAUUCUUUGUUUGAUGUUUCUAAAUGCAUAUCAUGCCAAGCCUAGAGUGUAAAGACGUAUCGGCAUAUUUAUAGUCGAGGGUCGCUGGGUUUGUCGUAUCGGAACUCCCUUUAAAUGUAACAUGUCUGUGUCAAAUGAUGUCUUCUUUGUGCAAAGAUUAAAUAAUAAAGCUUCAGUAUAUCAGAAUAUUUCCUAAAUAUCUAAAUAAAUGGAUAUUGUUAUCACUGUUUUUCAGCUUUGUCUGGGGUUUUUUUAAUGGAGGUUUCUGUCAUUUUCAGUUCUUGCUUUGAAAAUAGCUCAGCAAGAUAGAUUUUCAGUAAACUGAUGAC